UUUGUAAAAAAAAAAAAAAAAAAAAAAAAAAAAAAAAUGGGACGGAAUAAAAACAAAAAUAAUCCGUUCGGAGUUUUAAUCUUUUACAUGGUUUGAAGGCUGCUUUUAUUUUCUCGACGUGAAAAGUUAGAUAUUUUGGAUGGAUCGAAUUUGGCAGGGGAGAGCAUGGACAGCUCAGUGACCCUGUGGCAGUUCCUGCUUCAGCUGCUGCUGGAACCGGGAAACAAACAGCUCAUCUGCUGGACCAAUGAGGACGGCGAGUUCAAGCUGCUGCAGGCCGAGCAGGUGGCCAAGCUGUGGGGUGCUCGCAAGAACAAACCCAGCAUGAACUACGACAAGCUGAGCCGAGCCCUGCGUUACUACUACGACAAGAACAUCAUUAAGAAAGUAAACGGCCAGAAGUUUGUGUACCGCUUUGUCUCCUAUCCGGACAUUUUAAAAGCCGAUUACGCAGCCCGAGCCGAGGGAACCGAAGCGAGUCCUCUUCCUUCUCCCGAGCAGCACCCAAACAAAGGUCAACCCACCAGCGACAAAGUAACCAAGGACACCUUCAAAGCAGGCAGCGCAGCUCCGAGCCAGUCCAAAUCAUCCGGCCGGAACGACUACAUCCACUCAGGUCUGUACACAUCCUUUACGCUGACUUCUCUCCAGGCAGGAGCGCAGCUUUUCAAGUCCAUCAAGAUGGAAAACCCCGGGGAGAAGAUGGCAGAGAAGAUGGCAGAGAAGAAGGACGCCGCACAAACUCCUUCAGUCAUCAAAUUCGGGACUUCGUCUCCGACCAGAGCUCCUACACAGAGCAUGACAUGCAAGCUGACUCCGCCCACGCGGUCCGUGCAGCCCCAGAUCCAGAUGUCAGAGCCUGAGGAAGAGCAGCUCACUCCCACCACACCACUCGAGGUGAACUCUGGCACCGACGCCGCACCGAUGAGCAUCAUCCUCUCAGGGUUUUCUCCUUCUCUGGGAUGUCCUUCGCCCUCACCCAGCACACUCGCCGACUCCAAGGAGCUGAUCAUCGACACAGACGUAGAGUCGGUUUCCUCUCAACACACAGAGCUACAGCUACAGCUCUAUCCUUCAUCUGAAUCCAAUUCGUCCGACCUGUCCCUGUCCCUGAGCCGCAGUCAGAGCGGCAAAACUUCUAAGAAGCCUCGAGGGCUGGAGCUCAUGCCCACGGUGUUGGUGAGCAGUUCGGACAUGAGUCCCCUGAACCUGUCCAGCCCGUCGCUCCCUACAGCCUUCCUGCAGACGCCGCUGUUGCUCACACCAAGUCCUCUGCUCUCUAACAUCCAUUUCUGGAGCACGCUCAGUCCGGUCGCUCCCAUCAGCCCGGCCCGAAGACAAGGAGCACACACGCUCUUUCAGUUUCCGUCCGUUCUGAGCUCCACCCAGUUCUCGGUGCCGGUACACACUCUGGACGGCACCAACACACCAGGACCUCUCUCUCCAGACCCACAGAAGACAUAAAGGAUGAAAAGAAAGACAAACAGACUGCUGUGAUCGGUGGGUUCGACUUUACACAAAAACACACGUCCUCAACCCGUGACAACCCCCCCCACCAACACCACAACCUCCACAACCACCUUGUUACCUGUCGACCAAAUUCUCCCUCGUGGCGACGCCGAUGGCUUAGGACCGCCGCUUCAUCUUCAUCCUGUGGGAGGGUUGCGAUGCUGUUCUCUUUGCUCCGUGUUCUGGACUAGUGCAAACGUCUCAGCCGUGUUUGUGUCGCUGGUUUUCGGGGAGUCCCUGUAAUAGUCGUGGGUUUCUUCAUGACCGUGUUUUACAGCGAUUCACACACUCGUACUUUUACACGUCGGGAUUCAUCGAAACUGAAACGAGUAACCGAUUUAGCGGUUAAUCGACCGCGCACCUCCAGGCCUCGCACAUACAGAGCAUUUUAUUUAGCUCCGAUUGUGUUUCCCUGAUCUCAGUAGCGACCACACACACACACACGCACACACACGCACAUACACACACGUAGGAUCUUUUUAUAAAGUUAGAUGGUGAUGCAUCAGCACAUCCUACUGGACCAGAGUCGUUAUUCUCACUCACCUAGCAUCAUCCGGAGACAGUUUACUCGCCAGGCUAAAAGAUGUUUUGGCAUUUUUAAACUACGCUCACUCGAUAUCUUCAUACGAUACUCAGCCCCAGCGUCAGUAUCCAUGCGUCCCUACUAGGCCUUCAUAACGCGAGGGAGACAAUUUACACAUUUUGAACCUCAUCUUGCACCUUUUUUUUUCUCCUUCCCAUAAACCUACAAGCACCUUGAGACAAGCGCUCGACUCGGUCACUUAACGACGCACUUACGCACUCUCGACGUCUCGACGUCUCGAAGACGUUUAAAACUCCUUUCAGAAACAGAGAUUUAAUCUCGUCCGGUUAAAAACCACACAGGGACUCAGACAUCCAGAUGCUUAUUUUUGUAUCGAAUGUUCAGAGGCUUUAUAACAAACCUUAUUUUUUAAAGAAAGAGAUUUCUAUAUCUAUGUGAGGUUUUAAGGCAGACUUGAGGCGAAUUCAGGUGUCCAAAAAAUAAUUCUCCCGGAAAAGCUAUUUUUGUAAUUUUCUAUAAGAAAUAGAUUAGAAAGGAAAUAUCUGGAAAUGAGAUUUAAGGCACCGGGAUUUUGAAUUUUAUGCCUUUUAUUAAUUUAAAUAAAGGAAAUUUAAACUCGAUCAAACGUAAAAAAAAAAAAAAAUCAAUACCGUAAAUUAGCUCUAAUUCACUGUAUUGAUUUCAGAUUCGAUUCGGCAGAUCCAGCAAUCCGUACUAGACUUUUACACGAACUCUAAUCCGAACAAGACAAAUUUUAAAAUUGCGUCACGUUUGUUUAAAAAAAAGAAAAAAAGAAACAUUCAAACCAGAGAAAAAAGUUUCCUAAUAAAAAUUCAAAUCUGUUCACAUUCAAUUCUAAAAAUUCUGAUUAGAUUUUUCAAAACAAUAUAAAAAACACAGAAUUGUUGCAUCGUAUCUUGAAAUAUUGAAUUUGAAAUAAUAUAUAUUUUUUUUUUAACAAAAUAUUUUCUACACUUCAAAUUUAAAGCAUGGAGAACAAUUUAUCUUUAUUACCGAUUCGAAAGUCACAUUCUAGUGACGUUUUAUAUUCUAUCUUUAUAACCGCGGUCGAAAAAAAAAAAAUCCAGGAAACGCAUAUCAAACAGUUGCACAACGCAAAACCCUACCUCUAACGUCGUGUCGAAUUCGGACCUCGUCAAGCCACGAUUCAAACGCAGAACUGGACUGACGGCCGCACGCCGCCGGACGCCGGACAAAUCGAACCCGAGGCUCGGCGUCGAAAGCGUGACGACUAACGAAGAAAAAAUUUAAAAAAAAAAAACCUACCAAGUUAUUUAGCAUCUCAGACCAAGUCUCAGGAAUGUUAAAUACUUACAAACACCAAGCACUUAUGCAGUCAGUAACUUACCAUGGAGAACAAACCAUAGAGUUCAACAAAGGGGCAUUAGAAAUACACAGCCAUGCCAGAGAGAUUAGAAUUUCAUAAAUAAAAUCAAUCAAAAUAUGAGGGAUUUAAAACGAAUAGAUAAAUAAUUAAAAUAAAAUAAUUUUUUUUUAAGCUACAAUAUACUUCACAAUAAAAAGUUGAUCGUUUAGUUUUACUUUACGUGUAAGUGAUAAAAUCCAACAUGGUGUUUUUUUUUAAUUCCCUAAUUUUUUAAAGGCUUUGUAUAACACACACACACACACACACAAUUAUACAAUACUGCCGAAUUAGGAAGUGUGAUCAUGUGCUGCCGUACGAGAUGAAAACCGCUUUCUUUUUUCUUUUUUUUCCUAUUGGUCGGUCAGCGGUCAGCCCUCUGGCCGUCGGUGCUUUACAGACCUACAGACGUCAUCAGAGGUUCGCUGUAACAUUAUGCUAAUUACUUAAGAUAAUGAGGUUUUGUAAUGGUUUUUUUUUUUCGUCUACAUGUGGUUUAUCGAUCGUAGAGAGCUCUUUAUCAGCAUCAGAGUUAGAAAUGCUGCGUCGAUGCUGUUUAUUUUUGUGAACGUUUGUUUUUUUCCUUCAACUAGCAGCAACCAAGUGAAAGGCAUCCUGCAAGCUCAGAUUUCCUCCUAUAUAUAUAUAUAUAUAUAUAUAUAUAUAUAUAAUUAUUCGACUUGAGCAUUCCUAAAAGUAUUUGCCCCUCAGUUCUGGGAUUUUACUGGGAUUAGUUUUUCCUCUAUAUUCUUUCUUGUUUAUUAUACAGUAAUUGAAGUAUUUUUGCCACAAAACAAAAAAGAGCUGAUAUUUUAUGUAUAGUUUUACUCCCUUUGUCCGCUUGCGUGUAAAUAUUAUCUGUAUCUUUCAGGUGAUUAGUUCUUAAUGUCGUUUUCCGGGGGGGAAAAAUAAUUCAUUUUAAAAAAAUUUUAUUUUUAUUAUUUUUUUUUUAAGUUUACCUUUGUAGCAUUCCCAAACUUUUUUAAUAUAUUUUUUGCGUACAACUUCUCAGUGUUAACUUUCUCAGUGGCACUUACAUCAAGAAUCUGACAAUUCUUCAGAUUAAAAUGAAAAAAAUAAAUAAAUAAAAUCCUGCAUACCUCCAUUUUCCCCUAAUAUAGCAGAGGAACCUAUGCAGCUUCUGUAUAUUUACUACUUUUAUGGCCAAUUCAUCAUCAUGCCAUAAACAAAUGAUCACAUUUUUCAUAGAAUUUGUCUAGAAUUCUGUGAUUAAAAAGCUUUUCUUUCCCCCUCAGCACUGACUUGAUAAGUGACCAGUCCUUUAAACAUAUCAUGUAAAUGCUGUUUUCUAAAGUUUUUUUGGUCCCCGCUGUCUUUUGGAUCAGUGACACCCAGCGCAGAUGUUUACAGAUGUGGAUUUGGCUUGUUAGCUGUUGUGGACAUUGAAUAAAAGGAGAAAUAUUAAAACAGAA
This is a messenger RNA of Tachysurus fulvidraco (yellow catfish), 4870 nucleotides long. It is a transcript of the gene elk4, whose product is annotated as ETS transcription factor ELK4. Gene Ontology annotation, molecular function: DNA-binding transcription factor activity, RNA polymerase II-specific; sequence-specific DNA binding. The transcript has 6 exons. Gene Ontology annotation, biological process: cell differentiation; regulation of transcription by RNA polymerase II. NCBI's taxonomy places the organism in Eukaryota, Metazoa, Chordata, Actinopteri, Siluriformes, Bagridae. The coding region runs from base 166 to 1464 and encodes 432 amino acids. The record is from RefSeq and is a predicted model, not a curated record. Gene Ontology annotation, cellular component: nucleus.